CUGUUGUGGUGCUCGCUCUGUCGGUGAUGGAGUUCCCGCUGGGAUCGGGAGGUCCGGACCGGCUCUUAACGGCCCUCGCACGCGUCUUCGGCUUUCAGUCGUUCCGCUCAGAGCGGCAGGAAUCCGCGGUCAGGGCCGUGGUAAGAGGUGAUAAAGAUGUCUUUAUUUGCAUGCCAACAGGAGCAGGGAAGUCUCUGUGUUACCAGUUGCCAGCUGUGAUCGCUGAAGGUGUAACCAUUGUCAUCUCUCCACUGCUAGCACUUAUUCAGGAUCAGAUUGAGCACCUGCACAUCCUGAAGAUACAAGCAUGUUCCCUGAACUCCAAGAACCCCCUUGAGGAGCGGAAGAAGAUCUUAUCUGACCUCUGGUGUGAGAAACCCAGCAUCAAGUUGCUCUACAUCACGCCGGAGAUGGCUGCCUCCAGCACUAUGGGCCCUGUCAUUGACUCCCUGCUGGCCCGGAAGCUCCUAGCAUACCUGGUUGUUGAUGAAGCACAUUGUGUAUCGCAGUGGGGGCAUGACUUCCGCCCUGAUUACCUCAAACUGGGGCUUUUACGCAGCAAGAUAUCCAACGUCCCCUGUAUAGCUCUGACUGCCACAGCCCCUAAGCAAGUGCAAGACGAUGUAGUUGCUUCUCUUCAGCUGAAAGUGCCCAUCGCAAUUUUUAAGACUCCGUGCUUCAGGGCUAAUCUAUUCUACGAUGUUCUCUUCAAAGAGAUUCUGAACCAGCCCUAUGUAAAUCUAAAAGGAUUCUGUGAAAAGGCUUUGGGGAAGAAGAAUUCUUCAGGGAGAUUCAGUGGUUGUGGCAUAGUUUAUUGUCGGACCAGGGACUCGUGUCAAGAGGUAGCAGAGGAGCUGACAAAGAGAGGAGUGGAUGCUAAGGCGUACCAUGCAGGGCUAAAGAACUCAGAACGCACAACAGUACAGCAGGAGUGGAUGGAGGGUAAGGUGCCAGUGAUUGUGGCAACCAUCAGCUUUGGAAUGGGUGUGGACAAGGCAAAUGUUAGGUUUGUUGCCCAUUGGAAUAUUGCAAAGUCAAUGGCUGCUUAUUACCAGGAAUCUGGCCGAGCAGGAAGAGAUGGGAAGCCUUCAUUCUGUCGAGUCUACUACUCCAGGACUGAUCGUGAUAGUAUCAACUUUCUGAUCAAGAAGGAGAUUGCACAGAUGCAGAGCAAGAGAGGAUGUGUAAAAAGCUCAGACAAAUCCUCUAUGGUGGGCUUUGAGGCUCUAGUUUCCUUCUGUGAGCAGCCAGGGUGUCGGCAUGCAGCUAUUGCCAAGUAUUUUGGAGAUGCAAUUCCAAUCUGUAAUCGGGCAUGUGAUCACUGCAAAAAUCCUGAGAUUGUGAUGAAACAGCUGGACUCCCUUCAGAGGCUUGACCUCAGCAAGGCUCAAGCAUCUGCUACAAUGCCAUCGGCUGCAGGACCAUUCGGAUACAUCAGUGACCUGUAUGAAGGGGGCAAAAAGGGCUACGGCUUUGAAAGAUAUGGGAAUGAAGAUGGCAGUGAAUCAGAUGAGGAAAGUGAGCACAGAAAGAAGGAAUGGAAUAAGUUUUAUCAGAAACAGAUGAAGCUGCGUAAGAAUGGGGAGCCUGUAAAGGAUGUCUUUGUACCACCAGACCUUGAUUGUCCCCUCCGUGAUGCAGCCAAUCAAAAAAUACCUAAGCUCUCUGUCAAGGCACGAGAACAUUGUCUCCACAUGUUGGAGGAGGCACUGACCGAGAAUAAAAAGCAGGAAGUCACUAAAGCAGAAUGGGCUGACCCCCACUCAUGCGCCAUUCAGGUAGAACAUGAAGCUUUCAAAACCAGUAAAAUGGCUAAUUUAUAUAAAGCAGUUGUACUCCGAAAGGUUGCAGAAAUUAACAAAUUGACUAAAAAUGGACUGCUGUAUCCAAAACUGACAGAAAUGGACAAUGCAUCAGCAUCAACAGUCAGGACAGCAAAUAGUGAUAAAGACAAUGAAUCAUUUAUUUCUGCAUCAGAGCUGUAUUCUUUUAAGCCAAAGCGUGUUGGAGUAGCAGUUAAAUGUUCAUCCAGCCCAUUCCAGACAGCAGGAGAUCUGCUGAAGAAUUCUGUGCCAGUGGAGAGUGAGCAUAGGAAUUAUGCUAAGUUGGAGGAUCCAAACCACCAUUCAAAAAGAGCAGAGAGAAAAACAGCGCAGGAUUGCACAAAUCCUUCUGUAGACAGCAAUGUGAGGACAUAUCAAACUGCACCUGCUCGUGCCAGUCCCAUCAAGAAGAAAUCCGCUAAAAAACAAUUGCUUGCAGAAAGCGCCAAGAAGGGGUCACAGAAUAUUACUAAAUUUUUUCAGAAAAACAAAUCUGAAGGAACAACAAAGAAUUCACCGAAGAGUCUCAAUGAUGAUCCCAGCUCUCUGGUCAAUGAUGGCCAAGAACAGUAUAGCAGGAAAGGAUUGUCUUCCAUUCUAACCUCUUCUGAAGAACUGGAAUCAUACCCAGAUCCAGAGACUUGGACCCAAAAUAUCAAAGCAAUAGGAAAACAUACACAAUUUUUUCAUCAUGUGGAGGAAAAGACCAGUGAUGGAAUUAGAAAUGUGGGAGAAGAACCUGACAUGAGCAAACAAAUAUUGGAAGUUGCCCAUAAUGCUGGUGAGAAAAGAUCAGCAUCAAAUGAGGGAUCUGGGUUACUCGAUCCCAAACGACAACGAACCAGCACCAAUUUCUCCACUUCAUGUCCUGAGAUUAAGGCCAAUCAAAUCAAGAAGAAAGUGACCUUGGGCUCCAUGUUUCAGGGGAGCACAAAAGUGCUUCUUCCUGCUUCAAAAGCAGGACCACUGAAGCAGACAGCCGAUGUUGUUGUCAAGUGCCUGACUCCUUAUUACAAAGAAGGAAGAUUUGCUUCUAAGGAUUUAUUUAAAGCCUUUGCUCGCUAUCUUUCUCAUUUACUGGCGGAUGAGAGUGCUUCAAAGAAAAACGUGAAUGAAGAGGCUCAGCGAAUGAUCCACUGCUUCUUUAAAAGAUGUAGAAAAUGUGAGAGUGAAAAUGACUGGAGGAGCGUCAAUGCAUUGUAGCCAUUCUGUUAUAUUUGACACUGACAAGAAAUAAUGUGGUUGCUGUUUAUAGUUUGUUUGACAAUUUAAUAUGUUACCUUCAGCAGAACUGCAUCAAUCAGGGCUAAUCUCAGUAAUUAGGAAAAAUUUACCUGUUCUAUGCAAACUCUUUGAAAAAUACACCAGGUCUAUUGAAUGAAAAUAAGUUUAUAUUAUUAUUAUUGUUCUGUUAUAACUGAGAGAAUUGUGAAGAGAUAUACUUUACUAAAAUAAAUCUUUUUUCCAAAUAACUCUUGAAAGGUUCGCUGGAGAAUAUUAGUCUUAACUCGCGCAAGAUCAGAGGGUGGGUUCCAAAUGACUAAGCUAUGAUUUCAUCUAUGAGUGCUACAUGAAACAUGAUUUUUUAUCUAUGUAACAAUAGCAGACUAUGUCUUAGUUUAGCUCUUAGCCAUAGACCAGCACAUCUAGUAUUCUACACUUUCAUUACUGUUUUGAUUACAUGAGUAGUACGAAGUUAUAAAGUUUUUAUAUAGAAAUCACCAGAGAUCUAAUUCACUUCACAAAUCUGUACAAUAUUUUACUCCACUAAUAUGGUGAACUGAGGUCAAGGCUUGGGCCUACUAUUUCAGCUGCUCCAACAAGCAGAUCUAAGGACUCACUCUGGUUUGGAAUGCUGUCAUUUGCUUUUAUUGUUUGUAUGAUGUGUGUGUGUGUGUGUUGUUUGUUUUCCUUUCUCUGUGCAGUGGUUAUGAUUUUUUUUUAAUUGAGUUCUUUGGGUUUGUUGCUGUGUCUGCCUGUAAGCAAACAAAUCUCAAGUUGCAUAAUUUAUACAUUAUUUGAUAAUAAAUGUACUAAUAAUUGAAUAUUUGCUUAGGCCAUCAUCUAAAUUGUGGGGCAUAGUUCUUCCUUUUGGUGAUACUGUUUUAAUGGUCUGUUACCAGUAAUGCUU
This is a messenger RNA of Mobula hypostoma (lesser devil ray), 3954 nucleotides long. RefSeq names its product RecQ helicase-like 5 (gene recql5). Gene Ontology annotation, biological process: double-strand break repair via homologous recombination. The record is from RefSeq and is a predicted model, not a curated record. Lineage: Eukaryota; Metazoa; Chordata; Chondrichthyes; Myliobatiformes; Myliobatidae. The coding region runs from base 27 to 3026 and encodes 999 amino acids. Gene Ontology annotation, cellular component: nucleus; chromosome; cytoplasm. Gene Ontology annotation, molecular function: four-way junction helicase activity; ATP binding; nucleic acid binding. The transcript is spliced from 19 exons.